Messenger RNA from Mercurialis annua (annual mercury), 684 nucleotides. Its product is annotated as probable histone H2A variant 3. The record is from RefSeq and is a predicted model, not a curated record. The transcript has 2 exons. Bases 129 to 539 code for a protein of 136 amino acids. Gene Ontology annotation, cellular component: nucleosome. Lineage: Eukaryota; Viridiplantae; Streptophyta; Magnoliopsida; Malpighiales; Euphorbiaceae. Gene Ontology annotation, molecular function: DNA binding; structural constituent of chromatin; protein heterodimerization activity.
CACAGUCUGUCUGAUUUUCUCCUGUCCGAAUCGCCACCUCCGUUCUCCGUUCCAUUUCAAUUUCCUUAAUCAGACCCAAAACGAAACCCUAAUUUUAAAAUCGGUGGGUACCUGAAAAAGGAAAGAAAAUGUCAGGGAAAGGAGCUAAAGGGUUGAUUACAGCAGCGGGCAAAUCGACUGUUAACAACAAAGAUAAGGAUAAAAAGAAGCCUACCUCUCGCUCUUCUCGCGCUGGUCUUCAGUUUCCAGUAGGACGGGUUCACCGACUGUUGAAGACCAGGGUUUCUGCGAACGGGAGGGUUGGGGCAACAGCUGCUGUAUAUACAGCAGCUAUACUGGAAUAUCUAACUGCCGAAGUGUUGGAGUUGGCCGGAAACGCAAGCAAGGAUUUGAAGGUGAAACGUAUAACACCGAGGCAUUUGCAGCUAGCGAUUAGAGGGGACGAAGAACUUGACACACUCAUCAAAGGAACAAUUGCCGGUGGUGGAGUUAUACCGCACAUUCACAAAUCACUCAUUAACAAAUCCACCAAGGAGUAAUGUGAUGCACUUCAUCUCUUUUGUGUUGUGUUUGUAUCUUAAAAGCGGAUAAAAUGUAUGAGAAACAAUGAUAAGCAAGGAACCAAUUGUGCUUUUGAUAAUCUUUUUUCAGCAGUGAAUUGGGGACUUGAAUGUUGUUUGGUAA